AUGGCCUCCUCGGCCUCGCAAGCUUCGUCCUCCUCGGCCAAGAAGGGUAAGAUCCUGGUGCUGGGGGGGACAGGCUUCGUAGGCUCCAACGUAGCUCAGCUCGCGAUCGAGAGAGGAUACGAAGUCGUUGCCCUGAGCAGGAGAGGGGAACCCACGGGAGCAAGCAGGUCUGGCGCAGCCAGCAAGAUCGCAUGGAGGAAGGGAGACGCGACGAAGAAGGCCGACAUAGAGAAGGUGAUGGAGGAAGGAGGCUUCACCGCUGUGGUGCAUGCGAUCGGGAUGCUCUUCGAAACCGAGCUCAACAAAUACGCGUCGGGAUCAGGAUCUGUUCCUCGAGCUGGGUCGACGUACGAUGAGAUCACGAGGCAGACAGCCUUCAAUGCCAUGGAGGCCGCCGCUUCCUCUUCCUCGGCGUCCUCGGACCCGAUUCCUUUCGCGUUUGUCUCAGCAGCAGAGGUGAGAUGGACGUUCGACAAGUCGUUCGAAGGAACGCCGCUUGACUGGCUGCGACGAUACCUCAUAGCCAAGCGAGCUGUGGAGUCCGAACUCAUCGAUGUCUAUGGGGCAGGAGGAUUGCUGAAACCGAUCAUCGUCCGUCCAAGCCUCAUCUGGACUUGGGACAGGCCGGGAGCGCUCCUGCCUGUCGCUGCCUUCACCUUCGGGAAUAGGCUGGGCCUUCCUUUCGUCGACAAACCUGUUCAAGUGUCCACGCUGUCCAAGGCCAUCUUGAAGGGCCUGGAGAGCAAGAGCGAGAAAGGAGUGUACAACUUCGAGGGGAUGGAGCGACUAGCCAAGGAGUUCUAG
Guillardia theta CCMP2712 is the source of this 804-nucleotide messenger RNA. RefSeq lists its product as hypothetical. The record is from RefSeq and is a predicted model, not a curated record. The transcript has 9 exons. Gene Ontology annotation, cellular component: mitochondrion. NCBI's taxonomy places the organism in Eukaryota, Cryptophyceae, Pyrenomonadales, Geminigeraceae. Gene Ontology annotation, molecular function: protein-containing complex binding. Bases 1 to 804 code for a protein of 267 amino acids.